CUGGCGAGGAGAAGAAGAGGGGGGUCUAUAUUAUUAUCUGUCUCUCUCUUCAUUCGUUCCUUCCAUCAACAUGGGAAAUGGAGUUGCAGUAAUAUUUUUGUUUUCCCUCCUUCUGGCGCGUUCUUUCCUUGCAGCUUCUGCAGAUAAUUUCAAUCAAGAUGUAGGCGUAACAUGGGGUGAUGGUCGCGGCCAGAUUUUCAAUGGAGGAAAUCUUAUCUCGCUGACUCUUGACAAGAUCUCUGGCUCUGGCUUCCAGUCCAAGAACGAAUACCUCUUUGGAAGGUUUGAUGUGCAAAUGAAGCUUGUCCCUCGCAACUCUGCAGGCACCGUCACCACAUUCUAUUUGUCAUCUGAUCCAAGUCCAACCCAUGACGAGAUUGAUCUUGAAUUCUUGGGUAACUUGAGUGGGUCUCCUUACACCGUCCAUACUAAUGUGUACACCCAAGGAAAAGGGAAUAGGGAGCAAGAAUUCGAUCUCUGGUUCGAUCCAACUAAAGAUUUUCACACAUACUCUAUAAUAUGGAACCCCCAACGCAUCAUUAUCUACGUAGAUUACAUUCCCAUAAGAGUGUUCGAGAAUGAAGAAGCAAUUGGAGUUCCAUUCGCGAAGAGCCAGCCCAUGAGGGUUUAUGGAACCAUAUGGGAUGGAGAACAAUGGGCAACGAGAGGAGGACAAGUGAAAACAGAUUGGUCAGGUGCUCCAUUCACUGCCUAUUACAGAAAUUUCAAUGUCCAGAGUGCCAAUUCUGUUGGAAACAAACCUUGGCUAACUCGAGGAAUCACUACAAAGGAUCGAAAUUGGCUUCGAUGGGCCAAAAGAAAUCACAUGAUCUAUAACUAUUGCACCGAUCGCAACCGUCAUACUCCCCGUCCUGAAUGUCACCGGCGACGGAAAUCUAGAUCCUUGUAGACAAAUUUUUGUUGCUUCAAUUAUGAGAUUGGAAACCAAUUACCAUCCAUGAACAAGAGAAAAUUUGUGACUGAAUCACUUGUAUGAUUCGAAGCACAGACAUAUUUCCCAGAAUGAAUAUCUAAAAUUUGGGUCGCCGAGUCAAGUACUUUUGGAAAAGAGCUUAUUAGGUGAACUAAUUUCUCACGUAGAGUCUACUUUUUAAAAAUAAAUAAAUAAAUAAUAAGAAAGGAUUACCCUUUAUAAUAUAGUCCAGCCCAAUGGGUCUAAUCAUUUGGGCUUUAGCAAAAAGUUUAGGCCCAAGGAUCUUACCCAAAGAGAUUUCGAUUCCGGGUUAUAUUUGUACUUGAUCCGACUCUAACCCAUCGAGAUUUGGAUCGGAUCAUUCUGUCAACAAUCGAACCUACCGAGAGCAAGAAGACGCAGCUGAGAAAACUAACGCGAAAAUGGCGGUGGAAGAGGAACGAAAAUCGUCGACGCCAACUACAGAAGAAACACCGAAUCCAAACUCUAAACCUAGGGCAAGACGAUGUUAACGAUGAUGCGCUGGAAGAAGGAGAGAUUGUCGGAGAUGAGGAAUCAUCGGCCAAGAAACCAAGCGCUGUAAGUUAACAGCCGCACCUUCUCGAGUUCCAAUGGACGUUCUGGUUCGAUAACCCUUUAGCUAAGGCCAAGCAAUCACCUGAGGAUAUUCUAUGCGUUCUGUCUAUACUUUUGCUGCUGUCGAGGAGUUUUGGAGGUCUUCUUCUCUUCUUUCAUUGCUCUUCUUUUGGUUUAAUUUUGCUUCUAUUUCUGGAUUCCUUUAUUUUUUGCUUGGUUGAUGAUAAAAUUGAUGGAAGGAAAGGAGAGGGAAUUGAGAUUCCAAGGUUUUGGUUUAUUCAUUGAGGAAAUAGAGGUCUGAUGAACGUACUUUCUCGUAAGGGAAGUUAUGGAACGCCUUUGAGACAAAGAAUGAGCAAUCGUGUUUAUGUGGAAAAUUGUAGUUUCAGUUCAUUGCGAAAUUGCAAAAUUGCGGAAUCAGAAAUGAUUUAGAGGUGUUAGAAAUGCUAUCUUGAUUUUCUUGCGUAAUCAAUGAUAGAUAUUUGCUAUUAGUGCAUUGUGACCUCAUUAAGAAAUAAUUGUCUCCAAAUCUAUAUUUUCUUUGCCAUCUGCUUGUUAUUAAAUCAGAUGCUUCCUUUUGUUUCUAUUGGAUUAUCUGACAACAAUUAGAGAUUCUUUUUCUUUAAGGGGCAAAUUUAGUUAGGUAUUUGUUAAAAUGAAUGAAAAUUUCUCUUGUGAUGUAGUAUUCUUCCAGACUGAUGGGUGUUAAGUGAUGCCUAGAAGUAAACAAUAUUUUAUUGGGAGUUUUUAAUUUUGGAUUUGUGAAAAUGUAGUUCUUGAAUUGCCCAAGCGGCGUGACCAUUAACUUGUACUUUAAAUUGCUGGAUAUUGUUUGUAUCCAAUUUUAAGCAUACGCCUUCAUGUCUGUAUGUUUCAUGGAAUAAUUGGACGUGGAAAUUUAGGCAAUUGGACAGAUUUUUUAAUUAUACAAUCAAAUGUUCAUUGAGGACUAGGAAUCUAAACAUGGAUAAUUCUUUUCAA
Molecule: messenger RNA, 2491 nt
Organism: Hevea brasiliensis (rubber tree)
Lineage: Eukaryota; Viridiplantae; Streptophyta; Magnoliopsida; Malpighiales; Euphorbiaceae
Product: xyloglucan endotransglucosylase protein 1
Exons: 3
Coding region: 71-910 (279 amino acids)
Biological process (GO): cell wall biogenesis; xyloglucan metabolic process
Cellular component (GO): cell wall; apoplast
Molecular function (GO): xyloglucan:xyloglucosyl transferase activity; hydrolase activity, hydrolyzing O-glycosyl compounds
Source: RefSeq, a predicted model, not a curated record